This is a messenger RNA of Adineta ricciae, 429 nucleotides long. The record is from the annotation of a GenBank genome assembly. NCBI's taxonomy places the organism in Eukaryota, Metazoa, Rotifera, Eurotatoria, Adinetida, Adinetidae.
AUGGGUAUGUAUUCAAUAUUCAUUUUGAUAUUUAGUGUUACUUCCAUUUCAAUUGUGACAACUUCAUCGGUGUGUCCAAUCGGAGCUUCGUUUCCCGAAUGGAUGGUCGGUUAUUUUCACGCCGAAUUUGCCGACGGUACAUCGGCAAACGCUCGAUUCGGCAGAUGGUUUGCCAAUGUAACAUUCUCCACUGGCGAACACGGAACUUUAACUAUGCCAACACCUCUUCAACAAAUAGGCGAUACUUACGUUUUUCACGAAUGCGUACAGGUUUAUGACGAUGAACCAGCAUUACGCUGCUCGCUUUUGGUACGCAACGGUACUGGUUAUACAGAAUAUAUUCACAAAAAUCCAGAUUUGAUUCCUGUUUGUCCUCAGUCAAUCACGUCACCCGAUCUUGAAUUAGAAAUCGUCACUCGAAUCGAUUAG